This is a messenger RNA of Cladocopium goreaui, 1161 nucleotides long. The record is from the annotation of a GenBank genome assembly. Lineage: Eukaryota; Dinophyceae; Suessiales; Symbiodiniaceae.
AUGCCAGAAGGUGACAAAGUCUUGCUCAAAUCUUCCCAGGGCGAAAUCUUUGAGGUCGAGCCCGAGGUUGCAUGCAUGUCAACCCUGGUGAGGAACAUGGUGGAUGAUAGUGGCACUGAUGAAGAGAUUCCCUUGCCCAAUGUGAAGACGGCCAUCCUCAGCAAGGUCAUCGACUAUUGCAAGUACCAUAAGGAUAGCCCACCUGAGGAGAUUCAGAAGCCUUUGAAGAGCACCAAUUUGGUGGAAUGCGGUGUCUCCGAGUGGGACAAUGAGUACGUGAACAUCGAGCAAGAAGUUCUCUUUGAACUGAUCCUGGCUGCCAACUACUUGGAUAUCAAGAGCCUCUUGGACUUGACUUGCGCCAAGGUCGCCUCUAUGAUCAAGGGCAAGAAUACUGAGGAGAUUCGCAAGCAGUUCAACAUCGUGAAUGACUUCACGCCUGAAGAGGAAGCGCAGGUACGUGAGGACAACGUCUUCUGCACUGUCCACAUCUCGGUACAGUUCGCAGUGAAUGGCCAACAGUGCGAAGACGCGAUUUACAAAUUGGCGAGCGUGAGCGAUCAGAUUGAGGCCUAUGUCUCGAACAUCGUGCGCAGCAAGGUGCCGAAGAUGGACAUCGAUGAAGCCUUCGAAGCAAAGGAUGAGUUGUCCUCCAACAUCAGCGUCAUCGCCACUGUGCCGGCCGAAACAAGGAUCCGGCUACACAAGUCUGUGAUGGACGCUAUGAACGAGAUCAACAGACAAAAACGCUUGCGGGACGCUGCUAUAAUGGAAGCUGAAGCUCACAAGAUUCGCAUCGUAAAGGCAGCUGAAGCCGAAGCUGAUGCGGCCGAGCUUCAAGGUGAUGGUUUAGCGCGGCAACGUGGCGCCAUCAUCGAUGGUUUGCGCACAGCUGUGCUCGAGAGGACUGACCACAAGGCUACCACAGAGGAGCUGUCGCACCUCCUGGUGAUCUCUCAAUAUUUUGAAACCAUGAAGCAAAUAGGCACAAAAGAGAACAGCAAGACCUUUGUGAUGCCCCGGGCCAAUCCAGCUGAUCCUGAGAACCAGUUGAGGACAGGCUGGUUACAAGCCAAAGCCGGCCUAGAAGGGAUCCGAGGUCGAGGUCCAACCCAGCAAUCCAUGGGCCAACGGAUGGUUCCUUGGCGCUGCGCCAGGUGA